GUUGAUGAAAUCACAAUGGCGACUACCGCGUUCCGCUUGUUCGUCCACCGGCCGCUCCAUCAGUUCUACGGCUCCACUCCAUUAAAUCACUUCGGGAAUUUUGGACUCGCUAGUCGCUCAUAUUCCGCUAAACCAAAAUCAGCCAAAAUGAGUUUACCUAAAGUAUUUUUUGAUAUGUCCGUUGGUGGUCAACCAGCUGGCCGUAUUGUAAUCGAGCUUCGAAGUGAUGUUGUACCAAAAACUGCUGAAAAUUUCCGUGCCUUAUGUACUGGUGAGAAAGGUUAUGGUUAUAAAGGAAGUAUUUUCCACCGUGUCAUCCCCAAUUUUAUGUGUCAAGGUGGAGAUUUUACUAACCAUAAUGGCACUGGAGGUGUUUCAAUUUAUGGAAACAAAUUUGAAGAUGAAAACUUCACAUUGAAGCACACUGGACCUGGUAUCAUGUCUAUGGCUAAUGCUGGUCCAAAUACUAAUGGUAGUCAAUUUUUCAUUACCACCGUCAAAACUGCAUGGUUGGAUAAUAAACAUGUUGUAUUUGGUUCAGUAGUAGAAGGUAUGGAUAUUGUCAAAAAAAUUGAAUCCUUUGGUUCACAGAGUGGCAAAACUACCAAACAAGUAGUUGUUGAAGAUUGUGGUGAACUUUAAUUAAACAGUUAUAAUCACAUAUUAACAUCUUGAAUGUUCAAAAAUAAUAUGGAACAAGUAUAUGUUAAGUUAACAUUAAUUGAUAUUUAAUACUUUUGGUAUUUUGGAUAAACAUUAAUACUAUAAUUUGGAAAUAAAUUUACAUAGUUAAUAUAA
This is a messenger RNA of Daktulosphaira vitifoliae (grape phylloxera), 798 nucleotides long. RefSeq names its product peptidyl-prolyl cis-trans isomerase-like. Gene Ontology annotation, biological process: protein folding; protein peptidyl-prolyl isomerization. NCBI's taxonomy places the organism in Eukaryota, Metazoa, Arthropoda, Insecta, Hemiptera, Phylloxeridae. Gene Ontology annotation, molecular function: peptidyl-prolyl cis-trans isomerase activity. The record is from RefSeq and is a predicted model, not a curated record. Bases 16 to 642 code for a protein of 208 amino acids. The transcript is spliced from 3 exons. Gene Ontology annotation, cellular component: intracellular membrane-bounded organelle.